Jaculus jaculus (lesser Egyptian jerboa) is the source of this 1283-nucleotide messenger RNA. It is a transcript of the gene Dmac2l, whose product is annotated as distal membrane arm assembly component 2 like. The coding region runs from base 388 to 1044 and encodes 218 amino acids. The transcript is spliced from 8 exons. The record is from RefSeq and is a predicted model, not a curated record. Lineage: Eukaryota; Metazoa; Chordata; Mammalia; Rodentia; Dipodidae.
GCAGGGAUGUUGCGUCUCUCUGCGAGUCUGUGAGUGGGGAAGCUCGGCCCGCGCAGGGCAGGGACUAGGGGUGGUGGUUACGCUCUGCCCCUUCCCCUCUACCGGCGCUGGCCGGGCCGAAAACCCGACCUGCCAAGCCCCGUGUCGUCAACUUUCACGACCCAGUGGAUGAAGGAGGCGACAGAAGAUGCCCAUGUUAUUGGAAGAACUAAUAAAGUCCUGUGUAUCUUUUGUUCAUCUCCCCCAGUGAUGACAUCUUGUAGAACUGCAGUACAGUGUCACAACCAGGACAAGUGCUCAAGAGUCUGAUUGCUGGGUUUAUGUUUCCACAGGAUAUACUUGAUUUGCUGAAGAUAUAACUCAGUGGUAGAGCAAAAGUGAGCCCCUAUGCUAAUUCCUAUUACUGGGAGGAACAAAAAGUCAAAGAUAAGAAAAGAUCAAAUGAUGCUAUUUGGAAAAAUUUCCCAGCAGCUGUGCUGCUUAAAGAAACUCCCAUGGUUGUGUGAUUCCAGAUUCUUCUGGGGAUGGCUGAAUACAGUGUUUAAUAAAGUGGAUUAUGAGCGCAUCAAAGAUGUUGGUCCUGAUAGAGCAGCAUCCGAGUGGCUACUGCGCUGUGGGGCCACAGUACGCUACCAUGGCCAGGAGAGGUGGCAGAAAGACUAUAAUAGCCUCCCAACAGGCUCUCUGGACAAAUACAAGAUUCAAGCAAUAGAUGCUACUGACUCGUGUAUCAUGGGCAUUGGAAUUGAUCACAUGGAGGGCCUAGAGCAUGUUGAAAAAAUAAAACUAUGCAGGUGCUAUUAUAUUGAAGAUAACUGUUUGCAGAGGCUUAGUCAACUUGAAAAACUACAGAAAAGCCUAUUGGAACUGGAAAUAAUUUCUUGUGGGAAUGUCACAACUAAGGGCCUCAUUGCUUUGCGUCAUUUUAGAAAUCUCAGGUAUUUGUUCUUAAGCGAUCUUCCUGGAGUAAAAGAAACAGAAAAUCUUGUCCAAGUCCUUAAGACAUCACUGCCUUCUCUGGAACUAAAAUUGCACUUGAAGUAAAAUAAUAAUAAUCAACAAGUGUUUCAUUUCAGUAUAAAUGAUCAUUUGAAAUUAUUGAUUCUAAAUAAAUAGUAACAAAUAUUACAUGAUCAUCAGUAGAACUGCAAAGAUGUCACAUAACAUAUUAGAAGUAGAGACUGUACAGUAUUAAAAAAAUAUGGAAAAGUGACUAAAUUAUUUGGUUGGAAGUGAGAAAUAAUGUACAUUAAGCCAUUUUAAUAAAAGUGUAAAAUAAGUAA